UUUGAAUAAAUGGAACAAAGUAAAGAAAACAAAGAACCAAAGGUCCCCAAGAAAAUGAACAAAAUUGGUAACCUCACACUCAACUACAAAAAGUUCUUGAGCAAAAAGGCUACCAACGAGUCAGGCUCCAACAACUCAAUCAAGUACUUCAGCAAAGAAGUCAAGACCAUCAAUGACAAGUUCAAGAACACUUCGCUAAACCCAGCAAGAUACAGUUUGAAAAAUCCGAAGAAGCUGUUUACAAAGCUAAAGCCUCAAGUAAAUGGACACAGCAGCAUGUCGUUUGCAAGCAGCUCGUCGGCUCAGGUAUCUGGUAAAGCUGCUAAGAAGCCAACUCGCAAAGAUCCCAAGGAAGCGAAAGAUCGCAGAGAUCGCAGAGACCACAAAGACAGCAACCCUCACCACAUCGAGCAGAAGAUUCUGCAUGACUCAUUUGCGAAGUCGCUGAAAUCUCAGAAAGAAUUGUCUUUGAAACAGAAAGUCAUCGAACAGAUCACCAAGAAGAAUGUGGGACUCGAAGACAGACUCUCGAAGCUACAAGCUGACUAUGAUGCUGUUGAUAACGAGAAAACACAAAUGGGUGUUCAGAUACAACAGCUCAAUGAUCAGAUUACACAAGACAAGCAAGACAAACUCAUUGAAAUCUCCGAACUGACUGACCAGCUCGGCAUUUGCAGAACCCACAUUAAGUCUCUCGUAGAUAUCUUGACAGAUCUGCUCGAAUACAUCCUGACGAAGUGUGUGGGAGGCCCUCCAGUCACUUCGAGAAGCCAGUCAUCGAUCAUGGGUGGAACUCACGACUUCGGAAACAACAAAGACAACAGCUACUCUACCGACCUCAUGUACAAAGUGCAUGACGACGAUAAGCGCAACCAUUCUGAGCACAUCAAGACUCUCUUGAUUGCGAAACUUGAUGUCAUCAACCAGAGCGUCAAAGGCCUCAACAUCGAGCACGAAAUCAACAAGAUCGAAGCCUGGCGCAUGAUUGAUGACUUGUCUGAACUGAACUCUCCAAUCAACCACAAUUCGAUUCGUGCUUCGAGCCGCAUGGAGACUGAGUCGAGGUUCCCACCACACUUCGGUGGCGCCUCCACCCACAAGACCAUUUCUGGUAGCGACUACUCACAUCCACGGCCAGUUCUCAAGAACAAUGACAGCUUCCAUAUGAGUUUCUCGCAAGAUAGUGGCGACAAGCUCAGGAUCCUCGACAACCUCACUCAUCGCAAGUCUGUCAACAUAGAACACAGUGACAACAAACACAACAUGGUGCACGAAGACUCCAUGAUGAACAUCGGAGCGUCCAAGCAGGAAUACAACGCCAAACGGACCAGUCCGAUCAUGGGGGCUCCAUCCAUCGAAGACGUUGAAGAUGUUGAAGAAGACAAAGAAGAUCGAGAUGACCGAGAUGACAAGUCAGACAAAUAUGAUCGUGAUGACCGAGACAACAUCCACUUCGAAGAUGAAGACACAGUCAGCAUUUCUCGCUUCAGAGAAAACACAUUUGCAAACUCUGAAGGUUGCAACGAGUCUGCCAUCGAAGAAAACAAGUCUCACGACCACCUCACUUCGAAGGGCUCACUCAAGAACUUGGUCAAGAGCAUUUCGUUCAACGACCUUGGCCAGGCACAAGAACCAGCCGUGAUGGGACUCCGCACACACCAAGGUGGCCGAGUCUACAAUGAGCCUGGCUACAUCGCACGCAAACAGAGCAAAGCCAAGAGCAUGAAGAAAGUCACUCUCUCAGAGAACAAGAACUUCGACGACUCGAAGCUGAAGAAGGGCUCAGAUGACUCACUGUUACCGGCAGCAACAGCAAAAGAGAACUUGUCUGAAAAAGGGUUUGGAAGUUUCAUGAACUCUGACAAUGAGGAAGACAACAUCAUCAAAUCAGUCUUCUCUCAUGACUUUGUUCACACAAAUACCUUCACCUUCAAAGCUCCUAUUGUUGAAGGAGGUGCUAAAUUUGUAAAACAGAAAUCCAUGGAGCUCGACUACACUCAAAAAUCUCCAAAGCCAUAAGCCUAUAUUCUCUUGAAAGCUAUAACAAUGUGUGUUGGAUAAUCCUAAAAC
This is a messenger RNA of Moneuplotes crassus, 2070 nucleotides long. NCBI's taxonomy places the organism in Eukaryota, Ciliophora, Spirotrichea, Euplotida, Euplotidae. The record is from the annotation of a GenBank genome assembly.